AUGUCGUCGAGAAAGUGAGUAUUCCAUCUUUAUCUGAAAAUUCACAGGGAAAUAUAAUUUUCUCGAUUUUUAAAAUAUUCUGAGCACGUGUUCGACAGAGGAUAGUCUCUUUGGACCAAUUCACAACUCUCCUUUUUGCUUUUCCCUUUUCAGUUUUCAGUAAAGCCAAAUUCAAUUUCACAAACAUGAAUCCGCCCGUUUUUUUCGUCAAAAAAUGAAAAAAGGAAAUGGAUAGAUGGAAUUCGAAAACCCAUAAAUUUGAAGGAAGAAAAAGAUAAAUUGGUUUUUCUCGUCCAGAGGAUAUCUUCUCUCGUUUCUCUCAAUUUGAUGUGAUUCACUAGAAUAAUGAGCUUUUUUUCAGAGUUUCGCGUGCGCACUACGACGAAGACGAACUGAUUUCAGCGGCAAACAUGAGUCUUGUCGCGGAAGGCCAUUUCAGGUACGGUUUAGAGGAACAAGAAGACAAUUUAAAGAAAUGGAUGGAUGAAAUUUGAGAUGAACUAGAAGAAUGAGAAUUAUGUUUGAAGUGGGUCUAAAACUCCAGAUGUCAUACAUUCCUUCCCAAUCCUUUUUGGGCGUCAUAUCCAACAUUGUCUUUGUAUUAGGGCAUACAUCAUCCAUUGGAAAAAAUGCUGACUAAUUUUUCGUAUUAUUUCGGCAUUCUUCUCCUUCUCACCCCCAGAAAACAAUUUCCAUAGAAACAAUAUCCUUAUAAACCAUCUUUACGAUUGGCGUUGCUAGUGGUGACCGACAAGGAUGCUCACUUUUUGUUUCUCAUUCCGGCUCUCUUGCCUCUGGUGUUUUCUACUGUGUGACUUCUCAAAUCCCCCUGGAGAAAACGUUGUCGGCGGCAGUUGAACGCAUUCAAAAACUUUUUCAUUUUCACUUUUCAUAGAACCGUGAAAUCUAGCCGAUCGCUUCCUAGCAACUGACGUCAUUAAUCCGGCCAGUGUCACCAAAACCCUCCACAUUUGUCGUCAGCUCGCCCCGUAUGAAGGUUUCUGACUUUGUCAUGGUUCUACAAUAUUGGAGCGAAAAGACGGCUCACAUUUUCUCGUCUUUUCUCUUUUCACUCGACACCUCACGUCUAUAAUUUUGCGGAGGAACAUGUAAUUUAGUCAUCUUGCUCCCCACACAACCUUCCUCCUUCUCCCAUCUUUUGUGAGCUGACUAGUGGAACAGAAACCUUUCACAGUCAAUUCAUGCUCUUUAAAACUAGAGAGUAGAGAACAAUUUGGCCAAUUUUAGUUCUUAUUCUCCUAAAAAUUGCAUAGUCGGACUUUAGCCAAUUUCUCUCCAUAUUAUCAUGCGAUUCUCAUUCGAAAUGCCUGCCAGUCUCUUCUUUUUUGUGUAUGAGAAGGCAGGACAAUCGUGUACUGGCUCUCUAGAAUAUGCAAUAAAUGCACAUAAAAGCUGAGGUUCUCCCCUUCUCCCAAACGAUGCCAUUCUGGUCUGCCCUGGGCUCUCUAUUUGGCUCAGGGCGCGAGAUUCAUGAGCUCUUUUGACAAAGUCUUCCAUUCCACUGUUUUCCUUUUCAGGGGUAUGAAGGAGUUACUGUCCACCAUGGAUCUCGACACCGAUGCGAACACUAUUCCGGAGCUCAAGGAACGUGCUCACAUGCUCUGUGCCAGAUUCCUUGGCGGAGCUUGGAAGACUGUUCCAUUAGAGCAUUUGAGAAUCAGUCGCAUCAAGUGAGUAUCCAUCUGUGUUUAGUGUCAAUGCUUCUUCUAGGGGUGGAAUGAGCAACAUGCUCUUUUUGUGCCGUCUCUCGGAAGUCUACCCGCCAAUCCGCAACGAGCCGAACAAGGUACUGCUCCGUGUGUACUUCAACCCGGAAACGGAGAGUCACCUCGUCGCCGAAUCCGUUAUUUUCACUCUUCUGUCGGAGCGUCAUUUGGGACCGAAGCUUUAUGGCAUCUUCAGCGGCGGACGUUUGGAAGAGUACAUCCCGGUAUGUGUUGGACAUGCGCGGCGCCAUUAAACGCGCCAGAACAGAGUGAAUAAUUCGGUUUCUCUUUCUUCUUCUUUUUUUGCAGUCGCGUCCUUUGUCUUGCCAUGAGAUUUCGUUGCCGCACAUGUCCGCGAAAAUUGCUAAACGCGUCGCCAAAGUCCAUCAACUGGAAGUGCCAAUUUGGAAGGAGCCCGAUUAUCUGUGCGAGGCACUGCAAAGGUUUUGACAAAAAUGAUUCUGAACAAUACGAACUCAUUAUUCACACAGAUGGCUGAAGCAGCUAACUCUGACCGUUGCGGCCGAGCAUCGAUUCGAUCUCCCCGAAGAAGAGUGUGGGGUCGCCAGUGUCAACUGUCUCGAUUUGGCAAAGGAGUUGGAGUUUUUGAGAGCUCACAUCUCGCUGAGCAAGAGCCCGGUGACGUUCUGUCACAACGAUUUGCAGGAAGGAAACAUCCUUUUGCCGAAAGCCUCUUCGGGAAACAUCAGAAUGCCGUCGUUAUCCGAUGAGACACAAGCCCUCGGAAACAGCCUUUCGGCAUUCAAUCCUGCCGACCCACGCCUCGUUCUCAUCGAUUUCGAGUACGCGAGCUACAAUUAUAGGUGCAUUCUAACCCACCUAAUGCAUAGUCGAUUAUUAUUUUCCAGAGCAUUCGAUUUUGCCAAUCACUUUGUCGAGUGGUCAAUUGACUACGACAUCGACGAGGCUCCGUUUUACAAAAUCCAAACUGAACAUUUUCCGGAGCAUGACAUGGUUUUGUGUUAUCAGAAAUUUUCUAAUAAUCUAUGUAUCGGUUUCAGAUGCUCGAGUUCUUUGUGAAUUAUCUUCGUGAACAGGGACACACACGCGAGAACGAGUUGUACAAAAAGUCGGAGGAAUUAGUCCAAGAGACUCUUCCGUUCGUUCCGGUUUCUCACUUCUUCUGGGGUGUCUGGGGAUUGUUGCAAGUGGAGCUCUCGCCUGUCGGAUUUGGAUUUGCUGUGAGCCAGUGAAUCUGUGAAUUGAAUGAUACAUGGUAAUUUUCAGGAAUACGGUAGAGAUCGUCUCUCGCUCUACUUCAAACACAAGCAACUUCUCAAGAACCUCGCCCUCCAGCAUUAA
Caenorhabditis sp. 36 PRJEB53466 is the source of this 3050-nucleotide messenger RNA. Lineage: Eukaryota; Metazoa; Nematoda; Chromadorea; Rhabditida; Rhabditidae. The record is from the annotation of a GenBank genome assembly.